AGCUGGCUGUGACUUUUACCACCGCUGCGGUGUUUCGAGGGAAUGUCUAACGUCUGGCGUUUUCGAAGGACACCAUGUUUUAUUGCACUGGUCACACCAAUUUCGUACUCCCUUUUUUGGCAGGCCGCGUGGCAUUCAGCACUCACGUUCCACCUUUUGUGGAGGAAGAGGAAGAGGAGAAAAAGGACUGGACUCAACAAACAAAACAGGAGGAGAUCCCAAAGAGCACCGAGCCAAAGGAGAAGAACAGCACACACAACAUAGCAGCUUUCAUUCAGCAUUCGUCGUAUUCAGCAAACUGCAAAUAAAGUGACGGACCCCUCCGAAACGUUUCGCCCGUUCAUUGAGCUGAUGGACUGCUACAAAAGUUCCGUCCAGGUGUCAAGUCUUUAAGUCUCAAACAGAGGAGCUAAAGCGGGGCGACGCGACCCAGAACCAUCAGCACAAUGGGCAGGAAAGACCAGGACUUUGGUUCUUGGUUAGACAACAACAAGGCCAAAAGAGAAUCAGUCCAUGUUGAGACAAAGAACAGCAGUAGUGACAACCAGAACAGCUCUACAAAGACUCACAACUCUCUCGAGUCCACUCGCCUUAGCGAUGACGACGAGGUUCGGAGGAGUCAGGCCGGCGGAGAAGAGGGUCACCUGCUCUACCACGUCAGCCUCGUGCUCAAGGAACAGUAUGAGGUGGUGUCCACACUGGGAGUGGGAGCCUUCGCAAAGGUGGUGGAGUGCAUUGACCGAGACAGAGGUGUGCAUGUGGCCGUGAAGAUUGUGCGCAACAUCAGAAGCUUCCGGCAGGCAGCCAAGUGUGAGAUCGCCGUCCUGGAGGAGAUCAACACCUUGGACGACGACAACAGAUUUGCCUGUGUGAGGAUGUUGGACUGGUUCGAGCACCAAGGCCAUGUGUGCCUGGUCUUUGAGCUGCUGGGACUCAGUACCUAUGAGGUCCUGCGACAAAACCACUUCCUGCCGUUCAGCGUGGAGCAGAUCCGACACAUGGCCUUCCAGAUCUUCCAAGCUGUCAGCUUCCUGCAUCGCAAUAAACUGACACACACCGAUCUGAAACCGGAAAACAUCCUGUUCGUCUGCUCUGACUACGACAUGGAGUACAACGACGCGACGAAACGCGACGAGAGAAAGAUCAGGAGUCUGGAUGUCAAGGUGGCGGACUUCGGCACCGCCAUUUUCGACCAUGAGCACCACGAAUCUCUGGUGUCAACGCGCCACUAUAGAGCUCCGGAAAUCAUACUCGAUCUAGGCUGGAAUCAGUCAUGCGACGUUUGGAGUUUGGCCUGCGUUCUCAUGGAGUACUACCUCGGACAGACACUAUUCCCGACCCACGACAGUCAAGAACACCUGGCCAUGAUGGAAAAAAUCCUGGGACCCAUCCCGCCACACCUGCUGAAACAAACCGGAAAACAGCACUACGUCCUCAACGGGCAUCUGGACUGGGACGAGGACAGCUCCUCGGGCAAAUACGUGCGGAAACACUGCAAGCCUCUCAAGAGCUUGCCGAGGCGUAGCGAGGACGAGCGGCAGCUGUUGGACCUUCUGACCUCCAUGCUGGAGUACGACGUGGACCGGCGCAUCACCCUGGAGGAGGCGCUGUGGCACCCGUUCUUCGAACCCGCCAGGAUGGCGAGGCAAAGGCGAAGAAGCUAACACAAACUGACAUACACGCACACACACACACACAGCGAACGCAAAAAAAAAAUACUCUGUAAAAUAUCCAUUCAUUUAUUUUUAACCCUUCAAAUUCCAGAUGGUUUGCACAAUGCGCAGGUUGUAAAACAAACUCGGAAAUGACAUUUUUAUAUAUUGUCAGUGCAGUUGUGUCUUGAGAUACGAGUUUAAAUUCAUUCUGUGACCACGCUCGUAACUCAAAUAAACCCAUUAAUUUACCCAUUCCAGCCUCGCCAAACAACCCAACAACAAAAUUUGGAAUUUGUUUUUGAAUAAGGAAAAUAGCACUCUAUAUUAUGUACUUUAUUAAAUAUGUAGUAAUAAUUAAAUAGAAUGUAAAUACUUCAACAGUUUAUUCAUUGCUAUUAUUUCAUUGCGACUCCUUCUGGUGUGUGCAACACGGUCACCGGGGGGCAGUAUAAUGCAGUCAUGAAGACACAAACAAAGAAGACUUUCACCACUACUAUACAUGACUCAGUGCACUGCAGUAAUAUUAAUCAUUUUUCUCAUAGGAUAAAGGAAAUGUGCCUGUGAGUAUUUGUUAUAUUUUCUGUCCAUGUGUUGCUCCACCGUAUGUUUUCAAAUAGCCGUGGCUUUAAAGGGUUAUAACACUGUGACGAUCAAUGCCAUUCGUUAGCACGUCUAUGGCAUUAUGCAUUGAUGAGUCACUCGUCUCUGAGAGCACCACUAAAUUUUGAGGCAAUGUAAUCUGGUUGAAAAUAUAAAACAACUGAAAUGUUCAAGUGUUAAGAACGCAACCCAUUUUACGCAACUUGUAUGAUUCAAUCCAGUAAAUAACCCCCCAAAAAAACAUGUUGUUUAAAUGGGUUUCAAUUUCCCAAAAGCGGCCAUGAUAGAGCCUAAAGGUACAAUUUGAUUUAUAGAGUAUAGACGUCUGGUCACCAUGAAAAUAAAACACAAAUACACGAUUAGGCAGUAAGAUUUGCAUUUUUCAGCAAAUAGUUUCAGUUAUGUUCUCCAGAAAAAAACCAAAUUGUAAGUAGGUUAGUUGGUGAAUCGACGAGGGUUGAUCGUAUUCUCCAUCAACCUGUUGCUUUAAGGGUUUCGGUUUCUUGCUUGUUCAACAGAAUUUUGUCACGAUGGAGAGCAUUCCUGUUACCAAAUGACAUUAGCUUGCUUUUCUGUUCAUUCUUCUUUGUGAAUAAAUAUGUGGCAUUUGGGUUGACUUCAUCAAAACA
Molecule: messenger RNA, 2884 nt
Organism: Phyllopteryx taeniolatus (common seadragon)
Lineage: Eukaryota; Metazoa; Chordata; Actinopteri; Syngnathiformes; Syngnathidae
Product: dual specificity protein kinase CLK2-like
Exons: 14
Coding region: 447-1664 (405 amino acids)
Biological process (GO): protein phosphorylation; regulation of RNA splicing
Cellular component (GO): nucleus
Molecular function (GO): protein tyrosine kinase activity; ATP binding
Source: RefSeq, a predicted model, not a curated record